Messenger RNA from Harmonia axyridis, 3045 nucleotides. RefSeq names its product hepatocyte nuclear factor 4-gamma (gene Hnf4). Gene Ontology annotation, molecular function: nuclear receptor activity; zinc ion binding; RNA polymerase II cis-regulatory region sequence-specific DNA binding. The transcript has 9 exons. The record is from RefSeq and is a predicted model, not a curated record. Gene Ontology annotation, cellular component: nucleus. NCBI's taxonomy places the organism in Eukaryota, Metazoa, Arthropoda, Insecta, Coleoptera, Coccinellidae. Bases 198 to 1706 code for a protein of 502 amino acids. Gene Ontology annotation, biological process: anatomical structure development; cell differentiation; regulation of transcription by RNA polymerase II.
AUAUCAAUAUUUAAGGUGCCCUUAUCCUCAACUGAAAUGUGCAUUAUUUUUCUCGAUGGUUGUUUUCUUCUCGAUAGGUCUUUAUGUUCUUGCUGAUCCUAUGACGAAAUAAUAUUCGUACCUUUCUGGAAAUAAAAGGGAAUAUAGUGUGGAAAUAGGUUUUUUGAACUGAUAGUGAAUUACCUAGCUCGUUUUUUAUGUUUGUCUACUGUAUAAUCUUUUGGUGUUGUUUGAUGUUUGUGAAAAUGAGGAUAUUUGAAAAGCUCUAUCUUUAUAAUUGUAGAAAUGGCCAUAUUGUGGAUUCAGAGAUGACCAUGGCUGGUGGUUCGAACCCAUUAUCGGCCACCAUCUCGAAUGCUGGAUCUCCUCCAAGCGCAGCUGUUUUGAACCAAAGAUGUUCCAUAUGUGGUGACAGAGCUACAGGGAAACACUACGGAGCUGCUUCAUGUGAUGGGUGUAAAGGAUUUUUCAGAAGAUCAGUUAGAAAGAAUCACCUAUAUACUUGCCGGUUUAGCAGAAAUUGUGUAGUAGAUAAAGAUAAAAGGAAUCAAUGUCGAUACUGUAGACUAAGAAAAUGUUUCAAAGCUGGCAUGAAGAAAGAAGCUGUACAAAAUGAGAGAGACAGAAUAAGUUUAAGGAGGCCUAGUUAUGAAGAAAAUAAUCAAAAUAAUGGACUUUCAGUCAGUUCAUUGUUAAAUGCAGAAAUGUUGUCGAGACAAGUAGGAGCAGCUUUAGAACAAAUGGGAUCAACGCCAGUAAAUGAUUACGACUUAUCCAACAAACAAUUAGCAAAUAUCAACGACGUUUGUGACUCUAUGAAACAACAAUUACUCAUCUUGGUGGAAUGGGCUAAAUACAUACCUGCUUUCACGGAACUUUUGCUGGACGAUCAGGUAGCUUUACUGAGAGCACAUGCUGGUGAGCAUCUCCUACUUGGCUUGGCGCGGAGAUCAAUGCAUCUGAAAGACAUACUCUUACUAGGAAACAAUUGUAUAAUAACCAAACAUAGUCCCGGUGUUGUGAUGUUAGCAGACUCAAGAAUAUCGCCAGAUCUGGACAUAUCCCGAGUUGGUACAAGAAUCAUGGACGAACUAGUGAAACCGAUGACCGAUGUACAAGUGGAUGACACAGAAUUCGCCUGUUUGAAAGCCAUAGUCUUUUUUGAUCCAAAUGCGAAAGGACUCAGUGAACCUGCCAGAAUAAAGGCUUUAAGGUACCAAAUCCAAAUCAAUCUGGAGGAUUACAUUAGCGACAGGCAAUACGACAGCAGAGGAAGGUUUGGAGAACUUCUUCUCACCUUACCAGCUCUUCAGUCAAUAACGUGGCAAAUGAUUGAACAAAUACAAUUCGCUAAAUUAUUUGGAGUGGCUCAUAUUGACAAUUUACUUCAAGAAAUGUUACUUGGAGGUAACUUCACGUUGUGUGCUAGUAUCGAUACAACUGUUAUUACACCCCAAGCAUCGAGUAAUAACUACCAAAGUACUAGUGAUUCAGCUGAUAGUCCGGUUACAUCACCAACAAUGACACAGUGUAGUAGCCCUUCUGAUCAAGUUAUGAGUGGAACAAUGCCAACGUCACCUCUUUCAGCUAGCAAUGGCCCUAAUGUGGUCAUCAUGAGAGAUGUACCUCUUGAAGAAAAUGCCUAUAUAUCCUUCAAACAAGAGCCUCUUCCAGUUGAAAGUGAAGCACAUAAUUUUCAUAGCUAAUGAUGGAUUUUUCAACCCAAUAAAGAACAUUGGAGAAGAUUAAUAUUGGUGAAAAUUUGGAACAUAAUCAAUCAGUGAUUCAGAAAUUGAAAUAUGCUGUCACUAAUAUUAAGUUAUUUUACAUAAUUAUUUGUCUAUUAUGGACUCUGAGUUUAUCAGAUUUGGAUUAUUUUCAUCAUUUAAGUUGGGAAUAUAUUCAGAAAUUUAAAUUUAUUCAACCUCAACUAAAAGACUAUUCCUACUAUUGUAGGACAAAUCAUAAUAUUCUAGAUGUUAUUUAUCAUAAAUAAGUCGGCCUCUUUCUGUUCUCUCUCUUCAAUUUUUAAUUUGAAUUGAUAUUUUGUGAUUUCAACCUUAGUGCCAGAUUGAAACACUUUGGAAAAUAAAUCUAUCAUGAAAAUUCUAGGUAAAAAUAUUUCCAUUAUCUAGUGUUCAUAUUCUAAUAUGAAUUUUACUAAUCAAAUAUUUAGGUUUGAUGAGUAAUAGUGCUUUCUAUUUUAUUGUUUCUUUUUAUUUAUUGUUGAAAAACAAUAUAUGCCAUACUGAAGGUUCAAUGAGAGUGCCAAAUCAGACUUUAAAAUAAUAUGUGUAUAAUUAAGAACAUUUCACUUGUUUCCAACCAUGAAAUGUGCUUUUUAAGGCUGUGAAAAUUUAGUUUACAUUGAAUAUAAUGUAUAUAAUAAUUGAAAUGAAAGGAAAAAAUUCCUUAAGAUAUAUUUUAGUUUGAGUAAUUCAGGUUGUACUUUUAAAAACGUACAAGCUGGAUUCAGACAACACCAAACUAAUGAAAAAUUUUUGAACCACUUUAUUAAUUGGAAAUUAUUAUUCAAAUGUAUGGAUGCUCAAGAUUUUAUUAAAUGUUACCCAGCUAUGAUUUUUCAUAUUGUACAUAGAAUUCAUUUAAAAAUAUUUUUCGUGUGAUAUAAAUAUUAAACGUUUCGAGGUGAAUUGUUAUGAAAUUAUUUGUUUUUCCUGAGUUGAGAUGCUCACUCUUGAUAUUUUAUUUUAGUUAAAUGUCUAGUGUGGUUUUAUGGUUGAGGAAUGGCUCAAUAUUAGUUUCGAUAAUUGUUAUGAAACUGGUUAUUAUUUACCUUAUUAUCAAUUAGAAAUAUAGGUGUUUGUGUAAAAAUAUAUUAGUUUAUUUUUCAUUGUAACGGUAUCAGAAACUAGUUGAAGUAUAAAUUGAUUACAUUUUCAGAUCAGUGUCCAAAAACAUGUAUAUGUUUUAGAAACAAUUAUUUCUACUUCAACUUUCUUCUAUACCUCAUACACCAAUUUUAAAAGGCUGGAGGUGGCAAUAAAAUGUUAAUUUUUUAUUUUAAUAUACUGAUUCAGAAUA